Molecule: messenger RNA, 1476 nt
Organism: Lottia gigantea (owl limpet)
Lineage: Eukaryota; Metazoa; Mollusca; Gastropoda; Lottiidae
Exons: 2
Coding region: 1-1476 (491 amino acids)
Source: RefSeq, a predicted model, not a curated record
AUGAGUCAAAGAGCAAUCUAUAGGAAAUCAACAGGUUCACCCCAACAACAAUUUACACCAACAGUCAACAAUGGAGUUGGGCCUCAGGCUAAAGCAUUUCCAUUUAAACAUUUUAUUACCUUGCCCAAUGGUGUUGUGAGAAGUAGUAGGCCAGCCCGAGGUGAGAGUAACUAUCAUAAUAUCUCUACAACGUCAGGAUACAGCAGUGUACCAGUUAAAGGUAUUCACAGUCCCCCAGUCAUACAUUAUACUGAUAGUGGACCUGAAUAUGAUAGACAACAGUAUCUAAAGCCACCCGACCAGGUUAGAUACAACUCUAGAGUCAGUAGAGAAAGACACAACAAUGUCAAUAUUGUAUUAGAUUCAACAAGCCAGCUAGAAAGUUCAGUGGGCAGAUAUCGAAAGCGAUCCAAAUCCACACCUCCAGUGAGUGACAGGUCUUCAGGUGAUUGGGUGGACAAUAGUUCAGUUAGACAGUCAACAAGAUUAGUUAGUAAUGGGAGUGUAAAAGGCCAGUAUAUCACCAACGACGAAGUUAUUUACGCUAAUGUGAACAGAGGAUCAAUUUCUAAUAACAGACCUCCUUUAUUUAUUAAUUCACCUGCUUCUAAAUAUGUGGUGGAUGUGAACCAUACUUAUUCUUCUGUUGGAUUAGUACAUAGUAAGGUGGAUUAUAUUAGACCUUCAUCUCCUCUUAGUGUUUAUAGUGAUCGGGGAUCGGAUUAUGUUAGUAGUGCUGGUUCAAUGAGGGGUGAUACUGUGAUAUAUAACAGUCCGUCUGCUCGGCAAGACGUGAUUAUGAUGGGCAAUUACUAUGACCCUCGUGAUAUUUAUGUGGACAAUAGGAAUAAUGGUUCCUUGACUCACUCUAGGGCUAAAUUCUCCAGCAUGCCAAUGUUAUAUGUGGACAAAGCCACUGAGAAAAAAAUUAUUAAAGAGGAGAAAAAGAGAGUAAAAGAGGAGCGAAAGCGAUUUGAGAAAGAGGAGAAAAAACGUAAAAAAGCUGAAAAGAAAGCAGCUACAUUGAAUGCCAAAACUUUACCGAAAAGUUGGGGGUAUGAUGUUGUACAUAGGAAUAUUGAGAACACUUAUCCUCGACCAAGGUUACGCAUGAGAGCAGUACCAAUAGAAUUUGAAGAUGGACCUUAUGUACCUCCUCCUCUAAGGCCAAGAUAUGUGGUUAACCCUAACCCCGGAUUACAAAAAAAGCAUUUUUAUACCAGUACACCCAAUUUACAACAAGCAAUAUAUGCCAAUACACCUAGUAUUCAGAGAGUUGAACAGGUGUACGGUACCUCAUCAAGAUAUGCAUUAAAACCACAUAUACCUCCAACUAAUAAACGACUAUUAAACAUGACCAUGGAUGAAGCUUGGGCUAUUAAUUUGUUCAUGGUUUAUUGCAAGAUAAAAAGAAUGAUUUUCAUUGCCCAUGUGUGUGUGUAUUUUAUGGCCACAUCUAAACCAGAAAAGCCAUAG